Raphanus sativus (radish) is the source of this 1448-nucleotide messenger RNA. RefSeq names its product NAC domain-containing protein 18. The record is from RefSeq and is a predicted model, not a curated record. The transcript is spliced from 3 exons. NCBI's taxonomy places the organism in Eukaryota, Viridiplantae, Streptophyta, Magnoliopsida, Brassicales, Brassicaceae. Gene Ontology annotation, molecular function: DNA binding. Gene Ontology annotation, biological process: regulation of DNA-templated transcription. The coding region runs from base 165 to 1130 and encodes 321 amino acids.
AGAUUCCAGUGGAUAAAAACCAUUCAUACUUGGGGUUUUUUUACUUAUGCAUCCAUUUAAUAUACAUGAGAGCUUAACGCCGACUCUCUCAAGAAAAGUGUCAAGCAUCUCUCUUAUCAUUUUCUUUCUCACCAAAUAAAGAAACUCCGAUCAGUAUUCAACCUAUGGAGAGUACUGAUUCUUCCGGUGGUCCGCCGCCGCAGCCAAAUCUUCCUCCCGGAUUCCGAUUUCAUCCGACCGACGAAGAACUCGUCAUCCACUACCUCAAACGCAAAGCAGACUCUUCUCCUUUGCCCGUCGCGAUCAUCGCCGACGUCGAUCUCUAUAAACACGAUCCAUGGGAACUCCCCGAGAAGGCUUUGUUCGGAGAACAAGAAUGGUAUUUUUUCAGUCCACGUGAUCGGAAAUAUCCAAACGGAGCUAGACCAAACCGAGCAGCUACUUCCGGUUAUUGGAAAGCGACCGGUACAGAUAAACCGGUGAUUUCAACCGGUGAUGGUAGUAAAAAAGUUGGUGUCAAGAAAGCUCUCGUCUUCUACACUGGGAAGCCACCAAAAGGAGUUAAAUCAGAUUGGAUCAUGCAUGAAUAUCGCUUAACCGAUAAUAAACCUAGUCUCAGAUGUGACUUCGGUCACAAGAAAAACUCUCUCCGGCUUGAUGAUUGGGUGUUGUGUCGGAUCUACAAGAAAAACAAUAGUACAUCAUCCCGACAUCAUCAUCGUCAUCUGGAUAUAGAUAAGGAUCAUCAUCAUCAUCAUUUUCACCAUGACAUGACGACCGAUGAUGAUCUUUACCGUCUUCCUCUCUCGAUUCCCGGUCAAAAUGUUUCAAGAGUGAAUAUUUUCCCGGCGGGUUUCUCCGAUAACAACGACCCGGCGGCUAUAUACAACGGAGGUGGCGGUUACUCGAUGAAUCACGAUUUUGCAACGUCGUCUGGAUUGAAUCAGAAACCGAAUAUUCCAAUGCCGUUUUGGGAUCAAGAUCCGGCUAAGAGGUUUAACGGCGGCGUUGGAGAUUGUUCUGACAUCGUCUCUUCAGUGGCGGCGGCGCCAUUAAUGCAGCAGCAAGGUGGGGUUUUGGAGGAAGGAUUAGACCGGACCUCGUACCAAUUAACCGGUUUGAAUUGGUAAUUAUUGCCGGUCGGUUCGUUGUGAAAAUUAGAAAUCCAAUUGAGAUGGGUUCGGUUUACAUAUUUUGAAGAUUUGUGUAUACGGUUUGAGUAAUUUGGGGAAUUGGUUAUUGUAUAGUGGGGUUAGAACGAAGGAGAUUAAAGAGAUUAGAGAGGUGAGGCAACAUAUAGAACAUAUACAAGUUAAUUUUAUUUUCUUCUUAAUUAUGGUUACUAUUUUCACUGAACGUAGGGUAGAUGUUUCAUGUCUGUAUACUGUAUAAAUAUAAAAGUAAUAGUUGGAGAUACUAGUAUGUAUCUAAUUCAGAUAUUUAUGCAA